CCGCGGCUCCAGUCAAACGCGGUCCUUCGAGCCAUAUUCUUGCAUUUUAACCCAGUGUCAACGAACUUCUUGCGAGAAAUCGGUUCGCGGCAGUGCACCGCAGGAAAAGAUGGGAAAUUGGCCGGUUUCUUGGUGCUUCCUGCUGGGACUUUUAUCCUUCGGGGUUUUCGAUAGAGUCCGGAGCGAGCGGUUGGAGGACAAGAUGAAAAGCGAUCCGGAUAUUUCUCAGUUUCAAUACCUCGUAGAAUCAUCAAGGCUAGCCAAUCUAACUCUCUCCUACAAGCAAGUGACGGUAUUUGCUCCAACCAACGCAGCUUUCCAGGAAUUCGAGCAGAUCAACAAGGAAGAUUCAGAAUCCAUGGUUCUGUAUCAUAUGACUAAUGUUCCGAAGACCACCGACCAAUUAGGCAGUUCAUAUACGUCUCUCUACUCAGAACUCUCAGGAAAUCCACCUUUAUGGAUAACUCAUGUUUCCGGAACCUAUCAUGAUGACAUAUACGUGAACAAUGCGAGGAUUCUAGUGAGCCAGUCAAACAUUCAAGGAAAUGAGAAUAAUCUGCUGCAGGUUCUCCACAAAAUCGACGAAGUUCUGGUCCCCACGAGAUCUCCGGAUUCAGCUACGAAUCGCAUUUAUAACCCAACGGCCUGGGAGUUCUUGGAAAAUUACGAAUCUUUGAUACCACAAACACAAAACCCGUACAGAGUCAGGAAUUUCCGUCAGAAAGUUCAACAGAACGCCAAACAAGAUAUCUAUAAAGUAGAAGGAGGCCAUACUUUUUUCAUCCCAAUCGAUGAAGGUUUCGGGAACGAUCGCGCCGCUCUAAUAGACGAGAAAAUAAUUGAUGGACACGUCAUUCCUAAACAAGUGUUGUUUACGACGCCGACGAAGAAAGACGUCGGUUACCAGACGCUCGCCAACAGCGAUAACGAUCUCAGGGUGGUGAUCAUGUUCACGCAGGAGCAAAGGGAACGCACAGUAAUCAAUUACGUCAAAAGUCACACUUUAUUCGGGGACGGAAAGCACGCCCAGGGUGUCGUCAUCGCCGAGAUCGUCAAACCCAACAUCCCUGUCAAAAACGGGGUCGUCCACCUCAUCCAGAAGCCGCUCAUGGUGGUGGAUAGUACAGUCAAGAAGCUGUUGGAGGAACAAAUGGACUAUAUAUGCAACGUAGGCAAUGUUGCUAGACAGGAAAAUUAUAAGGAACCGGAGGUUAUCCAAUACUCCGUUGUGCUUCCAAAUGAAAUCAGUGCUCAAUACAAGGAACAGGACGGAAAAAUCCUCAGCAACUUCUUCAGCGCAAUCAAGGAUGCUGGACCUGGGGGAGAAGAUUUCUUGAAAACUCUGGAAAGGUCUCACGACAUUACACUGUUCGCACCAUGCAACAAAGCCCUAGAAGGAGACCUUGUCCUGAACAGCAUCUUGAGUGACAACAAAAGGUUUUUGGAGAUCCUGAAGUUGCACUUGGUCGUCGAUGAUAGACUCUACGUAGACAAGAUCGCCAAGGAAAGUCAUAACAAGGUGUUCCAGGCGCAAACCCUCAGCAAGGGCAAGAAGCUGUACUUCAACGUGCUGACUUCUGGUCCAAACCGAACCAUGUCAGUGGAAGGAGGCGGUGUUAACGCGACAGUAAUCCAAGCCGAUCUUGCCGCCACCAACGGCAUCAUCCACGUCAUCGACCGUGUUCUCGGAGUGCCCUACUCCACCGUCCUCGACAAGUUGAGGAACGACCCCAUGCUCAAAGCUACAUAUACUUUGGGAAAUCUACAAGGAUUCAAUAACCAGCUGGUCAACACCACGAAAAAAUUCACAUAUUUCGUUCCAAGGGACAAAGCCUGGUUUGACGCCAAAGUGACAUUACCAACGGCCAUCAAGACGUUAUUUAUGAAGGAGUACGCCUAUCAUGCAACUGCCACUCUGGAACGCCACCUGGUUAUCUCUGACGAACCGUACACAAUGGAACGAAUCAAGCGGAUGACGAACGAAAGCAAUACCUUCGGGACGUUCGGCCAGAGGAAGGAGGUUGAAUUACCCACGAUGAGGGGAUCCCUGAAGCUGUUCGUAGAGGAACGUCAGGAUAACACAUUCAUAAUCAACUGGAAAGGAGAAAAAAUUCCUGUGUUCAGACCAAACGUCGAAUGCACCAACGGCAUCAUCCACGUCAUUGACGCGCCAUUCCUCAAAGAAGGCGACAUACAAGUAAGCAAAGCUUCGAUUACGGCGAUAGGACCGCAGCUCGUGAUGAUCCUCGUUGCCAAAUUCCUCCUCCUUUAAAACCUUCGUCGCUAGUGGGAUGAUAUUCAUCAAAUUGAUCAAAUACAGGGUUUUUGUAAAGAGUUGUCCGUGUAUUGCACGGGGUGUCUCGGAAAAACCGACUAGAAAGUAACGUUCUUCGUCGGUCUUUCUCGGGCCGGCCUGUAGUCGAUUCGAUUAUUGAAUAUAUUUUUUCAUUUCUAGCUGAUACUGUCUACGACUCUUUAUAUCAACUUUUCCUGUUUCAUAUGCAAUACUUUCAGAAAAUGAAGAGUUAUCUCCAGUUUUCAUAAUCACGUUUUUUCCAAUUGAUCUUUCAGUGCUUAAAUAUUCAUACAAGCUUAUACCAUACUCUCGGAAAGUAACUCGUUAUUUCAACUAAGUUCGAUAUGAAAUCAUCUGUUUUGUAAAUAAAUAUGGAAACGACUCUAAUGCGAUGAAAUAUGCUGAUAAGAAACACGGGGUGACUAGAUUCACAUAAAAAUUCAAUCAAAUGAUCAGUUACCAUCCGCUGGUACCUAUUGGCAUAUUUUUGAUAGAAGACAAAUAAUUACUAGGAUUUUCUAAUUGAGAUGUAACAGUGUACACCAAAAAUUGAAGCAUUUCAGAUGUAAAUACUCCAAAUAUCUUAUUUGAUAAAAUCUAUUGAUGUUAAUAUCGAAUUUCAGAUGUUUAAUAAGAAAAUUUAAUUAUUUGCGAAAUAUAAUGAUGCAUCAAAUAAUAUUUCUACUACCUAGUGUCCUUACAUUCCAAUUCGCUUCUUGAAAUUGUGUUGAUGAUAUACGGGAUAGGUGAUAAUGAGAUCUACGAUCAAAUUUUAAAAUAAUGUUGAAAUACAUAUAGCAAAGGGUUGGUCCUAAUGUAAAGUACAGUUACAUCUUGAACAUUUUUAACAUUUUCUAAAAAAAACCCGAUUUAAAAUUAGUAAAUUACCAAAAACAUUCAGUUUCAUGGAAAGUACCGAAAGCACAGAAUAAAAAAGUUACAAUGAGGUUACAAACAAUCGAAAUACAAACGAACAGACCAAAUUGCAAAUGAACUUUCUUUUGAAUGGUGAUCAUAAAAAUAUAUGUUUCAUUCGCGAAUAUUCUGUGCGGAAGAUAAACUUCAUUCAUAUUUGUGGGCAUCAUAUUCAACUGAACCUCAUUUCAAAAAAGAAGCUACUGUUCGUUUGUAACCUAGUUUGUUCGUUUGUAACUGAGCUUCAUCUUUGCUCAGUCGUAUAUCUUUGAAAUGUCAGUUUGAACUGUUUCAUGAUGUUAGCAAUGUUUACCUCUUUCAAUUGUGAUUUUUUCAUGCUUUGAGUAUCUCAACAGAUGAUCUAAAGGACCUUUCUCUCUGAAAUAAAGUGAAUAAUCGACUCAAAAAAUUCGUUGAUCUCCUAACCAUCCCUUGACUUGAAUCAAAACAAUUGCUCUCGAGAUAGGUAUAACACACCGGCAUAUGGUUGAAUCCUGUGAUAAACUUAGAGCUCCCAAAUGAAAUCAAAAACUCUAAAUGAUGCAGUUCCAAUCAAAAUCUCAAUUUCUAGAUAUUCUCAGAGGAGAAUCAACCAAUAUCUGUGUUCAAUGCCUAGAGUGGUGUCACUACGACAAGCAUAUGGAAUUUCGCUUGUAAUCUUAAGAUGUAAAUAUGUGUGGAUGUGUAUAAAUGUUAAUAUUACUGACAGUAUAUAUUUAUAGUAGAAUUUAGUAUAAAUCACCGUUUUAAAGUUUUUAGUACCUCAUGAAAAAUGCUUUCACACAAACUGUUUAUGAGCACUGAAAUGCUUCAUAUUUCUAUUGAAUAUACAAAGAGCGAACUCUUUGCUGAGCACUUUUUGUGGUUUCUAAAAAUGAAACCUCUUCAACUUUGUAUAUUUACAUAUGUGGUAACCAAAGAACCCGUUCAUUGGUCGAAAAUACUAUCUUCUAAAAUACUCACCGUUGUAUAAGAUAUAAUAUACGAAAAUAGACAGCAUACGCGUUUGUGUACCAUAAGAAACAUUCUAAAAUUUGUUGUAGUAAAUAGAGUUAUGUAUUUUUUCGGAUUGACUGACUGACUAUUUGAAUACUUAUACAAAAAAAGGUGUCGAUAUUUAAAACAUCUUUUGAUGAGGUAAAUGUUUAUGGAAAUGAAUUAUAUAAAUGUUGCAAUAUAAAAUAACGAGAUGAUUAUUAGGGCAGGAUUCUAUGAAUAGUGCUGAAUUGAUAUUGACGAAAUUCGCUUCAAAGCUGCAACUUCAAGUCUGAAGAAGAAAUACAUUGUCAACUCAGCUGAAGAAGCAAUAAAAUCUCAUUUUAUCGACCCUUGUCACCUUCAUCGAAGAUUUUAUACCAUAUUUGUUUCCCUUACAAUAUCAAUCGCUACUUUUAUGGAAUCGCCCACGUUUAUGUAUAAAUACAGACUGUAUCGCUAUCACGACAAACAAACUAUAAUAAAUGUUUUUGAGCUUGAAGUUUAGAGAAAAUAGACCUAAUUGUGUGUAAAUUAUAAAUAUGCACUGCCAAUGUUACAUCUAUUUGAUUUCCUUCAAAUGGUUCAGAUACUCAUAGUUACAAACUCUAUCUCUACCUUACUUUCGGACUAUGUUGAUAGGUUAACAACAAGAAAACUUGGAUGGCGUUGUAUUGUGCGAGAUGAGACUGUGAGAAAUUGUAAACGAAGUAUGUGCUUUUGAAGCGUAAUUGUAUGAGUACUAUACAGGCGGUGUAUGUUGUAUCCUGAAGAUUCUUUGUUUUUGAAGGCCAGAAUUUGAAUUUCAAACAAACAAUGGCGUGAUAAGCCCUAUUUGAUGCUAAAAACAAAUUAACUUACUAUCGGUAGAUAGCCCUGUUGGCUGAGGCCAACAAAUAUGGAAGAAGAAAAAAAUCACAAACCAUAUUAUGUAGUUUUAAUGAUUUUGAGAUUACUCCGUUUAUACUUUUGUAAACGUCAUCGCAGAAAUGUUUGCUUUUGAAAGUUUGUCAGUAUCUCACCAAAAGACUCUAUAAUGAUUCGUUUGUUAAUCAAUUAAAAUGAGAAAUAAAGAAUGGUUUCAUUUCUCAUUAGCAAUAUCGUUGAGAAUGCAUCCAAUAUAUCAAUCAUCACAAAUAAAAUAAUAUCAUUAUGUCCGCCUGUGAAAAUCAAUGAGAGUCUUUCUGCCACUAUUUCUUUGAGACAUUCUUUGGAUACGGUUUCAGGAUUAUUUCAAUAUUUGACAGAUGUGACGUCAUUGGAGGAAUUAUUUCAACGAGCGAAUGCAAUUAUUUCAAACAAUUUGGAAUAAUUUCAAGUCAAAAUAUGGUAUAGUUUUAAUAGACUUAGCUUUUUAUGAAAGAAAAACAAGUAGAUGUUGCGUGAAAAUGAACUAAGUACUUGAACAACAAAGAAAUUUCAGGAUCCUUGUCAAUUAGUAAAAUGGAUGACUGUUAUAUUUAAAAGGUCUUUCAGAAAAAAGGCAGUCCAGUUUCAAUCACACAUUCUUUAACAGUAAAAUUUCUAAUGAAAGGUUUUGCAAACUAGUGACCAAAACAAAUCCGUCAAUAAGGCCUUUUUUAUAAUCAUUCAUUUAGACUAGUGUUAAUUUCUCUGUAACCAAUAGAUGUGCGACAUUAAUUUGUCCUUAACACAUUGAACUGUUUACAUGUUUUCGGAAUUGCUUUUCUAUAUAUUUUGAAUUAUAAAAUGAUCUGUGCGGUUCUUAAAUCCGAGUCUUUAUAGUAAAAAUAAGGCUAUAUUGAUUCUAUUAGAAUUGUCAUUCUUAGGUAAUGAUUUUGUUGUAAAUAUUUCUAUUUUCAAUAAAGCAUUCAGUGCUCGAUGA
This is a messenger RNA of Leptinotarsa decemlineata (Colorado potato beetle), 6032 nucleotides long. It is a transcript of the gene Fas1, whose product is annotated as fasciclin 1 Fas1 domain-containing. NCBI's taxonomy places the organism in Eukaryota, Metazoa, Arthropoda, Insecta, Coleoptera, Chrysomelidae. The record is from RefSeq and is a predicted model, not a curated record.